CUUGGUGUUUGUCUUGCUCUCCAUCGUUCUUUCCUUACUUCCGGUUAUCGGCUGUCUUUUCUUGUCUUAAAUCUUUAUUUUAACUGCACUACUAUAAAGUCUUCACCUGUCGAUCCCUUCAGUGGAACCAGCAAGAGCCUUCUCCUCCCCCCCGCUCAUUACAAUGGCCCCCAUCACGAAGUGCCUUGCUUUUCUCUCUCUUGUUCUCUCGGUUACUGCCCUCACAUCCCCUCACAUCUCCAACAAUGUUUUCGAUCACCGUCGCGCUGUUGCUCGCGUCGCCGUACAGGCAGUCACCGCUGGUCAAGUCGAUGCUCCGCCAGCUCCCAAACGUAAACGUUCUCUGAACAAACGUUGCACACCUAAGCCAUCUGGUAACUCCACUGUAUCUUCGACCUCCGCUUCUGUUGCUGCUACAACCGUUCCGGUUAACGUUGCUCCAUCGCCUGUCCUACCCUCCUCUUCUUCGCAUUCCUAUUCCUCAUCUGCUUCGGGGUCGAUCUACCAAGCUUCCACUCCCACCCCCACUCCUACGCCUACGCCUACGCCUACGCCCACGCCCACGCCCACGCCCACACCCACACCUACGUCCACACCUUCCCCAAGUACCACCAGCCAGGCUGCUCAGACUACCUCUGCAUCCAACGGUGGUGUGCCGGACGGCUUCCUCAGCGGCAUUAAUGCUGGGCAGGGCACAUACUACGCGACUGGUCUUGGAGCAUGUGGUAUCACAAACACCGACAGUGAUUACAUUGCUGCUGUCUCUUACUUGUUGUUCGACGAGUACCCUGGCUAUGAUGGUGCGAACCCUAACACCAACCCUGUCUGCAACCAGCAAGUUACUGCUACCUACCAGGGAAAGAGUGUAACAGUCACGAUCACAGACAGGUGCACGGGCUGUGCGCUUAAAGACCUUGACUUCUCGCCUUCUGCAUUCUCCUCACUUGCGGAUGAGUCGUUGGGUCGCAUCGACAUUGACUGGUCCUGGUCCUAAACAUCUCGCUGUCGUUACGCCUUCAUGCUUUCGCGACGAAUGGGCAUAAAGUCUUCUAUGUUUUUAUUCAUUAUUCUUCCGGUUAAAUACUUCAAGGUAUAUAUCCUUUCCGACUGCUUUCGCGCCAGACGCCUCUCUGCUAGCAGAGAGCUUGGGAUCGCUGUCGAUUUCUCAUUCCCAUAUACCCACACACUCACGUGUGCUACGUACUUACUAUCACUGGAUGGUUCCUAUAUACCUAGUUGAUGGGUUGGAAUGAGCAGUUGUUGCUUGCUUGGAUCUUGCAGCGCUUUUCUUGACAGGUUCAGCUUUGGUAUAAAUUUUAUUAUCGUGCAGCUUGUAAUACAAAGUGGAAUAUAGAUGCUUGCUAUGUAACUUGUA
Messenger RNA from Suillus subalutaceus, 1375 nucleotides. Its product is annotated as RlpA-like double-psi beta-barrel-protein domain-containing protein-containing protein. NCBI's taxonomy places the organism in Eukaryota, Fungi, Basidiomycota, Agaricomycetes, Boletales, Suillaceae. The record is from RefSeq and is a predicted model, not a curated record. The transcript is spliced from 4 exons. The coding region runs from base 164 to 994 and encodes 276 amino acids.